Molecule: messenger RNA, 1074 nt
Organism: Acanthosepion pharaonis
Lineage: Eukaryota; Metazoa; Mollusca; Cephalopoda; Sepiida; Sepiidae
Source: the annotation of a GenBank genome assembly
AUGUUCUUUAUUUUUGCCACAUUUAAAUCUUUAUCAUUAUUGUUUUUCUUCUUUCUUCUCAUACUUUAUCUUUUUCGCAAUUUGUCUUUUUUACUCUAUCACCACCCCUUUUUUUUCUUUCGUUGCUUUUUUCCUCCCAAGAUCUUCCUUUCUCACGUUCCCUUCGUCAUUGUUCGUUUUUUUUGUGUCAUUUUUCAGACUUUUUCUUGCCAUUUUUCAGACUUUUUCUUGCCAUUUUUCAGACUUUUUCUCUUUCUUAUUUUAUCGUCUAAUUUCUCUCUCUCUCUCUCUCUCUCUCUCUCCUUCCUUCUAUUGAAACGUCCUUUCACCAUUCUUUUUCUUUCUUUCUUUUUUCUUUGUCAGUUUUUCUUUCUUUCUUUUUUCUUUGUCAAUUUUUCUUUCUUUCUUUUUCCUUUCUCGGUUUUUCUUUCUUUCUUUUUCCUUUGUCAAUUUUUCUUUCUUUCUUUUUCCUUUGUCAGUUUUUCUUUCUUUCUUUUUCCUUUGUCAAUUUUUCUUUCUUUCUUUUUUGUCAUUUUUUCUUUCUUUCUUUUUUUUUUUUUCUUUCUUUUCUUUUGUCAAUUUUUUUUUUUUCCUUUGUCAUUUUUUCUUUCUUUCUUUUUCCUUUGUCAAUUUUUCUUUCUUUCUUUUUCCUUUGUCAGUUUUUCUUUCUUUCUUUUUUCUUUGUCAAUUUUUCUUUCUUUCUUUUUCCUUUGUCAAUUUUUCUUUUUUUCUUUUUCUUUUCAAUUUUUUUUCUUUUUUCAAUUUUUCAAUUUUUCUUUUUUUUUUUUCCUUUGUCAGUUUUUUCUUUCUUUCUUUUUUCUUUGUCAAUUUUUCUUUCUUUCUUUUUUCUUUGUCAAUUUUUCUUUCUUUCUUUUUUCUUUGUCAAUUUUUCUUUUUUUCUUUUUCCUUUGUCUGUUUUUCUUUCUUCCUCUCGUUGAUCUCUCUUCUUCAGUUUCCUCUUUUAUCCAUUUUUUUUCCCUUUUCUUAUAUUUAUACCCUCUUUCUGUUGAAUAUCAAUACAAAAGCACGCGAAGAAUCUACCAAAAAAAAACUUUUAUUUCUCUGUGUGGAUGA